This is a messenger RNA of Strongylus vulgaris, 681 nucleotides long. The record is from the annotation of a GenBank genome assembly. NCBI's taxonomy places the organism in Eukaryota, Metazoa, Nematoda, Chromadorea, Rhabditida, Strongylidae.
UGGCAGUCAGUAGUUUCGGAAAUAAAAAAAGAAGCAGAAGACAUGGAUCAGAAACGAAGAGCUGAAGAAUUAAUUAAGCAACGGCUAAAAUUUUUCUCCAAGUCUGCAAUAGACUAUGGUAAAGGUUCAAGAAAAUCUAGAAAGUUGGGAAAACUGAGGAGGCUAGAUGAACUCGAGAAAGCGCUUAAGCCUAAUCGCUAUAGCCAAAUGGACUAUCUGAAAAAGGAGUUCAAGAAGAAGCAGAAACACCUCUCACCAGUGGAGAAGGCAAUUUAUGAGCCGAUCAAAAUGGUGAGAGAAGGUGUAAAGCUUGGUAUGAUGAUGACAGGUCAAAAUGUUUCGGAUUUUGGCGAAAAACCAAUACGAAUGAUUAGUCCUCGAAUGAUGAGCCUCAUUCCAGAUGAAGAGAAUUCUACAAGAAAUGAAAUAAACCUUUUAUCGCCUUCGCUCUUCUCUCUUCAUGGCAAAGGCAAUGGCGUUGAGAAGAUGACGUCACUCACGGCGCUACUUAAUAGUACAGGUCUAUUGAAGGAGCAGGAUCAACAGGAAUGGAUGGAUUUUAUAAUAGAAACUUCUGGUGCCGCAGAUGCGAUAGAUAAAGCUAAGGUACGGUUAGAACAGUGUGAAACUAGCAGCUGCGAUGUGUCUGUAGCGCGCCAUGGGCAAAUAUUGAAGAUAUAA